This is a messenger RNA of Sorghum bicolor (sorghum), 1267 nucleotides long. RefSeq lists its product as uncharacterized. The record is from RefSeq and is a predicted model, not a curated record. The transcript has a single exon. Lineage: Eukaryota; Viridiplantae; Streptophyta; Magnoliopsida; Poales; Poaceae. The coding region runs from base 162 to 1082 and encodes 306 amino acids.
GUGUACGUUAGCUAGGCGCGGCUGUGCUUGAAGGUCGCAGUAGUAUAAUUACCUGAUGAUCCGGGCCGGGCGGCAAAUCCACUACUCCAGAGCUCCAGAAACUCCAUCUCAAGGUGCCCUUGCUGUUUCUCCAAAGCACAACACACCAGCAGCGCGCAUCCAUGGCGUCUAACAAUAAUCAGGCGACGAUACGACACUUUGCCGACCCCCACCCGCUUGGGCAGACGCAGUACCGCCAUGACGAGGCUGGUCUGUGCAACAUCUGCCUGCUCAAACUCGGCGGGCUCCGCAGUCGUCUCACCUACGGCUGCUACACCUGCAACAUCCACCUCCACAGCGCGUGCGCCCGUUACUUCCCGGAGACCAUCUCCUUCUUCGCGCAUCCGGCGCACACCCUGAAUCUCAGGCGCAGCCCUGCUGGUGGACGGGUGUGCGAAAUCUGCAGAGGGGACUGCCCCCCUCAAGGGAGCUUCGUGUACAGCUGCACCGCCGGCUGCGGCUUCGACGUGCACCCUCUCUGCUCGAUGCUCCCAGAGAGCGUUGCUAGCCCUUUGGACCCAAGCCAUCAGCUCUGCAUAUUCUCGUCAGAGUCGCCCGGGAGCGGGAGCUGCUCGGCCUGCCACCAUCCUUUACCCAGGUGGCACUACAUCGGCUCUUCCCUCAAACUACACAUCGCGUGUGCCACCGGUGCCGCCGGCCAGGGUAGCAAUAGCAACGGCGGCGGCCAUGCUGCCGUCGUCCAGCAAGGUAGCCAAUAUGGCACUGUUAGGCAGCGCAGCUUAUUUGGUGCCCCUGCUCCCGGCCCUGCAGGCUACAACUACAACCCGGUCAUCCAGGGCUACGGCCAGGCGGGCAGCUACUACUACGUCCAUCCCAUCCAUGGCAAUGGCAUCUACUACUACGGCGGCCCUGCUAUGCCCAGCGGCGGCGGCUACUACGGUGCUAGCGGCGGUGGACAGCAGAGCAUUUUCCAGAACCCGAGCAACCUGAUGAGUGGCAUAGCCAGGUUUCUCUUCAGCGCCGCGAUCAGCGCGGCAGCCAGCGACCUGUUAUCCGAGCUUCUGUCCGCGAGCUUCAGCUGAAUUCCAUGUCUCAUAGCCAUGGCAUGCUGCCGCCGGUGUACUCUGCGCCGGCCCACGAUCCCAAUGAGUGUACACGUGUGCGUGCUGCAAGCUGCAGAUGAUCGGCACGUACUAAUAUACUCCCUCCAUCCCAAAUUGUAAGUCAUUCUAAAAAUCUUGGAGAGUCAAACUUUUCUAAGUUUGAC